UAUAACACGAGGAAUUCAAUCUCUAUCACUUCUGAGGACAGAUGUCAAUGACGGUAAUGUCGCGGCUGGAGAGGCUUGAUCUGAUGCUGCUGUGCUUGGAGGAGAUAAAAGUGGGCGGCGGCGGGGGUGGAAGCGGGCGGCUGAGCUCCGGCUUGUCGGCGGCGGGAUCGAGCGGCGGCGUGGAGGAGUUGAUGACGGCGACUGACGGCGGCAGCUUAUCUGAGAGCUCUGUUUGGGAGAAGAAGAGAGGGUGGAGGAACAUGGAGGAGGCCAUUGUAGAGAUGCAGGUUAAAGGAAGUCUGAUUCAUCGCAUUGCCAUCAUUGAGUCUCGCCUCCUUCAGCUGGAGGAAAACAUGAAGCUGGAGAGGAAGAGGGAGAUGCAGAAUAUGAAUGGCCCAACUAAAAGCAGGGAGAAGAAAAAGCAUGGGGGCUUCAAAAGCAUACUCAAGUUUUGGCUUAAAAGGAAAUCUCUCAAGACCAAAGACUGAUUCCAAAUAACUCUUCACUAGAGGAGAGAGAGAGUGUGUGUGCCGUUUUAUUCCCAUAAUUUAUAAAAAUGUCAAAAUAACCCUCAAACUAUUUAAAUUGAGGUCGAAGUAAUCUCCAUGGAGAACUGUUAGAACUCAAUUUUAAAAUAUUAAUGUAUUAUUUUAGCACUAUUAUAAAUUCUGGGAUUAAAACGGCUCCACGAAA
This is a messenger RNA of Phalaenopsis equestris, 693 nucleotides long. RefSeq lists its product as uncharacterized. NCBI's taxonomy places the organism in Eukaryota, Viridiplantae, Streptophyta, Magnoliopsida, Asparagales, Orchidaceae. The transcript has 3 exons. The coding region runs from base 42 to 488 and encodes 148 amino acids. The record is from RefSeq and is a predicted model, not a curated record.